This is a messenger RNA of Myxocyprinus asiaticus (Chinese sucker), 1762 nucleotides long. RefSeq lists its product as uncharacterized. The transcript has 3 exons. Bases 221 to 877 code for a protein of 218 amino acids. NCBI's taxonomy places the organism in Eukaryota, Metazoa, Chordata, Actinopteri, Cypriniformes, Catostomidae. The record is from RefSeq and is a predicted model, not a curated record.
AAUAAAACACUCAUGCACUGCUCUCACUUAGUACAACUUUAUUUUUUAUUUAUUAUUGUGUGUGUGAAAUUAAAAGUUAAGAAAAAGCCUCAGCAUAACUUGCCAAAUGAGCGGAGCGCUGCAGCUGUAAAGAGCGAGUCAGAUUUUCCAAUAGCUCAUUUAUGAGCACCAAGAACCCUCUCUUCUGUUUGCAGAUCUAAAAGAAUCUCCGCGCACCAGUAUGUUGUUGCUCCAGGAUACAAUGAGAUGUACCUGGUUGUCCUGGUGCCUUUUCCUGCUGUUUGUCUGGUACCCUGUGGGCAGUGUAGUUACGGAACCUGAGCUGGAGGACUUGAACCGGGACUGGGAGUGGGGCUCUGGUUUACACGAGCUCCUACACAGCUUUCCUGCAGAUAGUCCUUUUGUCACAGAAACGCCUGGCAGGCCAGCCAACUGCACUCAACGCUUUUGGCUGCCUCCAUCCUCCCCUGUGUGCUGGGAUGAUAUAGCAGGCCCAGAGGAGUUUGACAAGUCACGUCUUCUUGUGCUGCAAAACAGGGCAGCACUGCAGGCUGUGUACAGAGCUAGUGGUCUAGAGGAAGGGGGAGCCUCCUAUGAUCAACAAGCUAAGGAUGAUGUGCAGGGUAUCCGGGCCGAUCAUCUCAUUGUGUCCCAGACUGCUGAUACAAUGCAGAAGGUAUUUGUGGACUUGGAUGAGAAGAGGAAGGACAGAAAAGAACAUUAUACCUUUUCAAGUCUGAAGGAGCAACUUGAAAACACAAAAGACUCCAUUGCUAACAGGGAGCAAGUAGCAGCACUUCUGGAUAAACAUCUUGCCAAUCUUGAGAAGUCCUUGCACACUAUGCAACUUCGACUGGCCAAACUACUACCCCAGUGAUUCAGAUUAAACCAAACAACCCCAUGUUGCACAGACAUGUGAACAAUUAAACAAUGCAUGACAUAUUCUUCUUCUGUCAAAUGCACAGUAUGUUUCACUCAAAAGAGUAAGACUUGAAUGAUGGUAUACUGCAUGCUUACAGCACCCUAUCCUUCUCUACUGGUACAUGUUAAAAGAAUUUCAGCCUCUCUAUUGAGAAAACAAGUAUUAGUAUUCAAGUAUUAGGUGCUGUUAUUAGUUAAUAAAAUUGAUUUUUAUACCCCCAGGCUAGUUUUGGAUACAUUUUGUUAAUGCUUAAUGUGUUUUGACUGUUUAAUAAUAUACUGUACUUUGAAGUCGAUUUAAUGUAUUACUAAUGUUUCUGACUGAUUAACACAGUACAGUGAAUAAAUGUGAUCAGCAAACAAACCAAAACCAAUGAAUCAGCAAAUGCAUUUAUUCAAAUACAAAACAAACUUUUCAAACAUUUAAAAACUAUACAGUACACUACAAAAAUCUUCAGCUGCAGUCCAAACUCUCAAAUAAAAAUAAAAGUCACAACUUGCAGUGUAUGGAAAGCCAAAACAUCCAAAAACAGUUGUGUACCAAAAUCUGAUGAGUUUAAGCAGAACAGGCUGAAGAAAAGCACCUCAAGUAUGGUUGCAUGUUAUGACUGGAUACCUGCACUGUAGGGGACAACACAUUCAUUUCAGUGAACUACUGGCAUAGUUUUAUUUCACCUGUUUACUGCAUAGAUUCAGAUAUAAAUCAGUUUUAUUUUUAUCCUUGGCAGUCAAGUGGUUAAAAUGAUAAAGCAUAAUGCCAUGAUGGAAUGGACUGUAUCGAUGUUUGGAUUGUUGCACUUUAAUGAAGAAUUGUCCUUUAACAUGCAAAAAAAAAUAAAAA